Molecule: messenger RNA, 570 nt
Organism: Lasiodiplodia theobromae
Lineage: Eukaryota; Fungi; Ascomycota; Dothideomycetes; Botryosphaeriales; Botryosphaeriaceae
Exons: 2
Coding region: 1-570 (189 amino acids)
Source: RefSeq, a predicted model, not a curated record
AUGUCUACCUCCAACUUCUACUAUGGCGCCCCCCACCACAACAUCCACAUGAACCACUCGCAGCAGCACCACCCCGGCGGCCGCCCCCGGAGACAACCUCGCUCGCAGGCUGCCCACAACCACAAGCAGUUCCGCAACGUGAGGACUCCCAAGGAGGUUGUUGAGGCCCCCGCCAUCACCGCCUUCCGCCGGGACUUCGAGGCUGCUCGCUCUUUCGACCUCGAGGACGACGAGAUCUUCUGCCCUUUCCACCUGCUUACCGACGACGAUCUGCAAUCCAUCCACUCUUCCGGAUCGGACCGAUCGUCGCUGUCGAGCGGGUCUCCCGAAUCGUCCCCGCUGCAGCACCAGCUCCAGCCCACCCCCAGCUUCGUCCUCUCGUCCGCCUCCAGCUCCUUCACUCCCGCCAGCUUCCAGCCCUCUCAGACGAAGCUCCACCAGCCUCUGGCGCAGCGCACCCGCAAUGCGAUCCCCAUUGUUGACCCCAGCACGCGCAACGUCGCCAGCCCCCCGCCCUCUGUCUCGCCCGCGAGGCAGAUGCAGCAGCAGUUCAUGCCGCGCCGCUGGUGA